CGAGUUGCCGCCCUUGCGCUGUCGUCCAGUAUGGAGAACGGCAGGACGGGAAGUGACGUAUCGGAUGGAAUGACCGCAGCUGUACGUACGGCCCGUGACGUCAGUCAGGAACCCGUCCUUGAGGAAAAUUAUCGGAUACUGAAGUAUAGGCUGCUGGGGCUAAUCGAUAACUUUCUCAAUAAGUACACUUCAUGGAUCACAUGGAUGGACGCCGGGUUGAAAGCCAAAAUUUACAAAUCUGCCAGUGGUUCGAUAAAUAUUUCACAGCAAGAAUUUCCAGAGUUCACAACCACCCAGUACUCCCGGCUCUACCGUCUGACCCAGCUCUCCGCCUACGCCUAUUACAUCAAGUCACAGGUCAGUGACCCCAGCUACGGCGCAGCUGCCUGCCAAGACAUUCAAAACAUAACAUCCAAUCUACAGAUGACAUCAUCCUGCCUGAAACAACUGGUUCAACCUGACGUCACGAACGACGCCAUCUACAACUUUGUGACGCAGCACGUCACCACGCCAGAAAUCCCCAUCCAGAACCAGCGGUCCGCCGUCAAAAGGGCGUUCACUGCCACCGUCCUAACUUUGAUGAAGGACACCAUGAGUUCUGGUUCUUUCUCUUGAUGAUAACAUGUUGCGCAGUUCACAUUUGGUUGAGUUAAACAUUUAAUAUCAUUGAAGCCUACGCAUGUUGACCAAUAUAGAACUAAAAAUAUUUUUGCGCAUAAUUAAUUAUAUUUCCAUUUGUAUAAAAAGAAUGCGGAUCAUACCAUGUGUUGUUAACCAUGCAGUAUUUUUAAAACUUUCAAUUAUGCAACUACCUCUCAAAGGUUAUUAUCAAAAGUUCAUUAACAUUGCAUUUAAUUAAUGUAUUGAUAUA
Molecule: messenger RNA, 871 nt
Organism: Physella acuta
Lineage: Eukaryota; Metazoa; Mollusca; Gastropoda; Physidae
Source: RefSeq, a predicted model, not a curated record